Messenger RNA from Effrenium voratum, 2578 nucleotides. NCBI's taxonomy places the organism in Eukaryota, Dinophyceae, Suessiales, Symbiodiniaceae. The record is from the annotation of a GenBank genome assembly.
GCACUUUUAUGCCAAGGAAAUCUAACCUGUCAGGAAGUGGCAAUUUGUGCAAUAUGGCAGAUGAUGGCUCCUCCUUUGCCGCCUCCUUUGCCGCCUUUGCUGGAGCCUACGUCAGAGGCCAUUGACAGCCAGCUUUGGCGGCUGCUGCCUCCUCCACCGCGCGCGGAACAUGAGGAUGCAAAGGCGACUCAGCAGACGCACACCCUGGAGGAGGGAAUUUGGCGCGACACCAUGGCAAGGCUGAUCCUGAAGCUUCAGGAUGCGAGUGAGAGGCCUAAAGAGCCGCAAGGGCCCGGCGAGGCCGUGGCAGACUGCUUGGAGGAUGCCGCCAAGGCCGAGCAGAAGCCCUUGGAUGUGGCUCGAUGUGCUGCUGAUGCUCCAAAAGUCAACACAUCCCAGUCCGACGCAGAUGGAAGCUUGAUCUCUCUCCUGAAGGUCGAAGACGGCUCAGAAGGAUGCGGAGGUGUGGCCGACUCGGACUCCGUGAGGCGGGUGGAGGCCGCCAUGAGCGCCGUGGCCGUGGCGCAGGCGGCCGCGGAGCGGCAGUGCGCGCGCGCGCGGCGGGCGGAGCUGGAGGCGCAGCAGAAGGAGGCGGCGGCGGUGGAGAAGGCGGCGGAGGCGGCGCGGGAGAUCGCGCGGGCCCGGGCCAUCAUCGCGGAGGCGCAGGAGGCGCGGGCGGCCACCGCCCGGCUGAAAGCCACCCAGGAGCAGAUGGAGCUGGAGGCGGAGGCCCGGAAGGCGGAGCUGGAGAGCUUCUCGGCGCAAGUGAGGCGACAGGAGGCCCAAGCGGCGGAGGAGGCGCAGAGCAAAGUGAAGGACCAGGGCGAGGCCUUGGAAGCGGCGUUGCGCGCCGCCGAGCUGAGGGCGCAGAGCCGGCUGCUCGACGCGGAUGCGCUGGCCGAGUCCGCGGAGGAGAAGGCGAAGGCGCGGGCUCGGGCGGCGGAGGCCGAGGCGGAGGCAGCAGAGCGGCUGGCGCAGACGCGCGUGCUCGCAGCCGAAGCUGCCUGCAAGGAGCGCAUCGGCCUGGCGGAGAGGGCUGCCGAGGAGGAUGCAGCGAAAGCGGUUUCGGCCUGGGCGACGUUGAGAAAGGAGCUACCUGCUGGUAUGCGCCAGAGGAUGCUGGAGACAGAGGUCGUUUUGCAGCAAGGCAAGAAGAUCAGCGAUUCCGCCGUGGACAACAUGCUCGCAGCGGAUGCAUUGCGGCGUGCCAGAGAGGUACAUGCCAAAAUGGAAUCCACAGAAACGGGCUCCAACCAGCCAGCAGCAGCCUUUGUUGUCACCUGGGGAGUUGUACUCGCUCUGGCUCUCGACGCUUUGCUGCGAUUGGUCGUCGGAACGCCCUGCGCCCGGAGGAUUGAACCGGACAGUCCGCACCUCAAGGACCAGCCGAGCAACAUGCUGCGCGGUCAAUGUGAACAGCGCCACCAUAGACAAGUGGAGCUUGUUAGUGCCGAUUCCAGAUCAACUUCGCUGCACGCAAAGCGAGAGGGUGAGAACACUUGGGAUCACCUUUCGGAGGUGAGCUACGAGGCAGAGGUUGAGACUCACAUGGAAUCAGAGGCCAAGGCCAACGUGCUCUCCCAGUUGCCCAGUACCAGCGCAUGCGAGGUGCCAGAUGGCAGCCAGACGGCCAGUUUUAGAUCGGAGAGUCGCCAAGGAGAUGCCAUGCGAGACCCGCGAGUGCAGACGGGUCCAGCUGCAGAGCCGCUCACUCUGGCAGCCUCUAAAGCUGAUGUGCCAAAGCGCGCACCUGAAAGCUGUCAACAACACUCGCUGCUGCAGCUGAAAGAGCUGCAGCAGGAGCAGCUGCGGGAGCUGCGGAACCUCAAGGAGCUGCAGCUCCAGGUACAAUCCUUGCGACUCGGAGAGCGGAGCGAGACGCAAGCUGAGCUUUCGAGUCAGCACAGUGCAAAUUCGCACAGUGCCGGCCUGGGCCGAUUUCGCGCUGAAGAACCUGAGGAGAGCCUUCCCAUCACGAUUGGCGAGGUGCAGCGUUCCGUAGCCAUUGACCGCGCACGCCUUCAGGAGGAGAUGCGCGCCUUGCGGCUGCAGCAGCGGCUUCGGCGCUCGGCGCCCAAAGAUGUGCGAGGAUCGUCGCGCCCUGCCUCUCCUGUGCGACGUACACGCACCCCGUCUCCACAGCGGCCCUUGUAUGAGUUGCCUCAGCCCAAGCGGUCCUCGCCGAGCCCUGACCCGAGGAGCCGCGCUUUGCCUGCUGACGUGGCUGCACGCCUGAGCAGUUCUCCAGCGCUGGCAGCCGCUGCGCAGCACUGGGGGCUUCCGCGGCGGAGUGGGCAAAGUACUCCUGCUACGCCACGGCGUUCCCCAGCGCCAAAGGCGAAGGCGCCCAAGAGGCCGAUGCAGGGCGUGGGCGUGGCGCGAGGACCAUUUUCUCCUGUUCGAGCCUGUCAUGCACUGCGGCCAACCACGUAGUGCUGAAGGAUGCGCAGUGAGAGAAUUGGCGGCUCGGGACGAGGUCUUGUAAAGUGUGGAUGGCUUUGUUUGGUGUCGCUCAUGUUGUAUUCGCAACGCAGCAGGCUUUCCUGCCAGCGACAGCACAGGGCAAGCAUGCAAGGUG